Messenger RNA from Dromiciops gliroides (monito del monte), 646 nucleotides. It is a transcript of the gene GTF2H5, whose product is annotated as general transcription factor IIH subunit 5. NCBI's taxonomy places the organism in Eukaryota, Metazoa, Chordata, Mammalia, Microbiotheria, Microbiotheriidae. Gene Ontology annotation, cellular component: transcription factor TFIIH holo complex; transcription factor TFIIH core complex. Gene Ontology annotation, biological process: transcription by RNA polymerase II; nucleotide-excision repair; nucleotide-excision repair, preincision complex assembly. The record is from RefSeq and is a predicted model, not a curated record. The coding region runs from base 205 to 420 and encodes 71 amino acids. The transcript has 3 exons.
GGCGUGGAUACGUGACCCCGCCCUCCGCCCCCAUGGCCCCGCCCUCUUCCGGGUAACCGACCCGACCCGACGCUGGGGCCCACGGCGCAGGCGCAGUCCGCUAGCAGUUCGGCGGAGCAGUAGCUGGGGCCUUCCUGUUCAGAGUUCACUCCAUCCCUUUUGUGGCCAUCAUUGACAGCAUUUGACCCUUCUACCUUAGAGAAAAUGGUGAAUGUCUUGAAAGGCGUGCUUAUAGAAUGUGACCCUGCUAUGAAGCAGUUUCUGCUGUACUUGGAUGAGUCAAAUGCCCUAGGGAAGAAAUUCAUCAUACAAGAUAUAGAUGACACCCAUGUCUUUGUACUGGCAGAGCUGGUUAACUUCCUCCAGGAGCGAGUUGGAGAGUUAAUGGACCAGAACUCUUUUCCUAUUACACAGAAAUGAAAGAAAUGGGACUUAAUCUAUCUCAGAAACUCUGAAAUUGUAAACAACAAACAAAAAACCAAGAUUUUUUCCAUCUAGCAUUUUAUGAGACUGAUUACAUAAUUAGGCAUUUAUGUAGCAAUGGUUAUUGCAUAAAUGCAUGUCCUCAGACUAAAUGUUCCUAAAUUGUUUGGUUCUGUUCAAUCCAUAAACAACAUGAAUAAAAAACUUUACUAGAUUUCCCUUU